CUCGGACUACUUUUCCCUCCCAUCAUUCACCAGAAUCAUUCUCGAGAGGUAUCAGCAGAGAACUAAUGGAGGAAGAGAAAAGAUCGAGGUUCAAGAGAAUAUGUGUCUACUGCGGAAGCUGUUCAGGCAAGAAAGCCAGCUAUCAAGAGGCUGCUGUUGAGUUGGGAAAAGAACUGGUGGAGAGAAGGAUUGAUUUGGUAUAUGGAGGUGGAAGCGUGGGUCUGAUGGGUCUUGUUUCGCAGGCAGUUCAUGAUGGCGGGCGCCAUGUCCUAGGAGUCAUCCCAAGGACUCUCAUGCCAAGAGAGAUAACUGGUGAGAAAAUUGGGGAAGUGAGAGCCGUGUCCGAUAUGCAUCAGAGGAAGGCUGAGAUGGUCAGGCAAGCAGAUGCUUUCAUUGCCCUUCCUGGUGGAUAUGGUACAUUAGAAGAACUGCUUGAAGUCAUCACAUGGGCUCAGCUUGGCAUCCACCGUAAACCCGUGGGGCUUCUGAAUGUUGAUGGUUACUACAAUUCCUUGUUGUCUUUUAUUGAUAAGGCCGUGGAUGAAGGCUUUAUCUCUCCAACUGCACGUCGCAUAAUCGUGUCUGCUCCUACGGCCAAGGAGUUGGUCAGAGAGCUUGAGGAAUAUGUUCCGGAGUAUGAUGAGAUCACAUCGAAAUUGACCUGGGAGGAGAUGGAUAGACUUAAUAAUUACGUACCGGGCUCUGGAAUUCCUAUAUAAUGCGAGUUGAAGCCUUGGGAGGACUUCCAUCUCUUUUGGUUUUGCAUUCUGGGUACAUAUAAAAAGAUGAUAUGAAUACAUAGUAACUACGCAAACGGUGGAUAAAGCCGUAGGUUUCAGACAGGGUACAAGAACAUUUUGUGUCUCUACUGGCAGCGAUUCAAAUGCUCUUUUAUACAGUGCCUUGUCUUUUUUGUGGAUCCAUCAAGGAAUCCAUUGUCCAAGCUGUGUCUUUAGUCAAAUCAAUCAUCAACUUGUAUCUUUUGCAACUAAUAUAUAUAUAUAUGUUCUGUAA
This is a messenger RNA of Coffea arabica (coffee), 1014 nucleotides long. Its product is annotated as cytokinin riboside 5'-monophosphate phosphoribohydrolase LOG7. Gene Ontology annotation, cellular component: cytosol; nucleus. The record is from RefSeq and is a predicted model, not a curated record. Gene Ontology annotation, biological process: cytokinin biosynthetic process. Gene Ontology annotation, molecular function: hydrolase activity, hydrolyzing N-glycosyl compounds. Lineage: Eukaryota; Viridiplantae; Streptophyta; Magnoliopsida; Gentianales; Rubiaceae.